AUGCCACCCCACAAACAGAAAAAGCAAAUAGGAGGUGUGAUGGAUGAGGAUGAUGAAGAGAUAGUGGAAGCUCUUCCUCAUUCUGAUGAGCGAGAUGAAAAAAGAAUGAAAGAGCGAAAAUCUAGAAGAACUUUCGGAGAUUCAAAAUCCAAAAGAAAAUAUGGUUCCGAAACUCAUACCGAAUCAAUUUUGGGUGAGAAGAAAGCAAAGAAAACAAAACAAAGCAACUCAACAUCGUAUGAACAGAUCAAAAUCUCAUCAUCUUCUAUUAUGGAGGACGAGGAGGAGAAAUCAUCGAAUCCUUCUUCAUCAGGUGUUGCUUCAUCAUCAGAUAUUAAUACAUCACCACAAUCAAUCACUCAUUUAAAUCAUCCUACUCAACCACAACAACAACAAGCGUCCACAGUUCUUCUCUCCUUCAACAAUUACGAUGAAUGGACAACGGAAGAAGCUGCUUCUCUUCUUCGUAUGAAGAAACGUGAAGGUGGAGCCUCAUUGUCCGUUGUGAAAGUGAAGCCUCUAUAUAGUGCUGGUUUUGAUGGGACUUCUCUUGAUAACAUUGUAAAGGAUAUCAAGAGGCAUGAUGUAGACUUUGCUAUUGCCUCCUUGUCUCAAAGCAAAGACUAUACUCAAGUUCCUUCAAGCACUUGCAAGACUGUUGUUAAUUGGGUCAACGAUACAUUAAUACCCAAACUUUUUCGUUUGUGGGACAAGGAUCAAGUGAAGUCUAAAUUAUGUAGACCCAAAUCAAAAGGAGGUGCUGCUUUAGAUGGAGAAAAAGUUCAAACAUUGUACGAGGAAGAAUUUGAUGGAUCAUCCCUCUUAGAUAUUUCUAACUCAGUUGAGGAGGCUAAACGUCUCGGCAAUCAAUGGUCUGCAACCGAGAUUGUGAAAACAGUGCUACAAAAAGAAAUUGAUCUAUCCACAUGCGAAACUGUAGUCAAUUGGGUUGUGCAUGAGUUGAUAAAAAAAGAUAAGAUACAAGUAACACUAUAUAACUUUGUUUCAGACGAAAUAGAAUAUAAACUCGACAAUUAUGAAUACGAAGAAAUUGACGGAGACAAAAUAGAUAGAAAGUAUAUACGAAAAUUAGCUUUACACCAAGAAGAAUUAUUAUUUCUCAGUGAUUUAAGCAAGUAUAAUUUAAAGGACUUAACCGCUCCGUUCCCAAAAACAUCGGAUCCAUUGCGUUUUAAUCUGAAACAUCGAGAAGACACCAUCAAACAAAUAUUACAAGUCGGCGCAAAACAUCACGAAAUCUAUUCUUUGACCAAAAAGAGCAAACAACAAUUAUGUUUUUUCAUUGCAAAAGGUGGCAGUGGCAGUGGAAAAACACGUAUCCUCACAGAGAUUCCCAAUAUUCUUCGCAAUGGAGAAUUGGAUAAUAUUUUCAAAAACACUAAUAUUAUUUAUUUUAACUUUGCAAAUGGAUGUUCUUUAGCUCAAACUGAUAGAGAUAAGAAGUCUGUUUCUAUGAUUGUAUCAAGAAUAGUUUAUGCUGCUUUUGAAAACAUUUCAGAAUUCGCUCAAAAUACUCCACCAAGUGAGAAUGAUCUCUUUCUCUAUGAAGUAAUGCGAAUAAUAUCAAAAAAGCUACAUGAAAAAUAUGGGGAAACUGUUAUUCCAUUAGUAUUGGCAUUCGAUGAAUAUCAAUUGGCUACAAGACCCAAUCCGGGUUUACACACUUCCAUUCAACAUAAAUUAGGGUGGUAUAUGAGAUUCAUUCAGAAUAGACAUCAAAUUUUAUUAUUCCCAGCAUUUGGAGGAACUUUGACUGAAUCAGAUGCCAAGAUGGAACCAACACAAUAUACACCUGUCCAUUUAUCUCUUCCGUCAUUGAGACCUAUGGACAUUGCGGAGAUUAUGGCCGAUAUGGGGUUAUCGAAACUUUAUGAAGGAAGAUAUAAGGAGUUUUGGGACAUGAUUGGUAUUAUACCAAGACACUUGGAUUGGGCUUUGGGGAAUGAUGUUGAGAAAUUGAAAAGACUUGAAUUUAAUGAUGAAACUGUGAGAUCUACUAUAUACUCUAAUGUUACUACUACUGUCAUACGGCAAUAUUCUGUUAACUCGGCCGACGAAUAUUUCGGAGAAUUGGCUUUGAAUACAAUAUCUGGAUUGAAACGAAAAAAAGAUGAAAAACUCAUAACUUAUAUUAGUGAAGGCAGAGUUUACAUUGAUGACAAUGGGUUCAUUGGUGUUCCUCUUGUGGUGAUUGAUAUAUUAGCAAAUAAGUUGAAUUAUAUUCCAAAACAUGUUGUGAGUGAUUUUAUUACUGUGUCGAAUAAGCCACUAUGGGAAAAAUUCGAAGAAUUAUGUCUCAAAACAAUGACUGCAAGAUUGAAUGUUUUAUAUACUCUCAACCAUUCUAAGGAAGUACAAUUUUCAGAGUUAUUUAGAGGGGCACAUUUCAAGUCCGACUUGGGAUUUAUUUCUUUGAAAUCAUUUAAUGCCAUGUGGUUUUAUUAUGAUUGCUUGAAUGAAAAAAUAUCAAGUAGAGAUGAAAAUGAAAACGAAAAACUUAUCAAUACCACUUGUGUAAAAAAGGCAAAAAAGAAUCAAAAUGAUAUUGAUGGGAUACUUUGUCCAUUAGUUAAUGCAAACACCAACAAAAGAAUGAUAUUUGUUACACAAAACAAGUUUCAAUAUGAAGAUUCUCAGAAAAGGACUCUAGAACCAUCCAAUCUUGUAUCCUAUUACGAAAAGGCGAUCAAAACAGCUUUCAAAGAUUCAGAUACCUUUGUAAUUAUUUUCACAAACAAAAAAGUUUCCAAAAAUACGAGAGAAAUGGUAAUCAAAGGUGAAAUAACAACAACAAAAAAGGCAAAAAAGGGAGUUAGUAAUUCCAAAGAACAGAAAACAGUGGACACUGGAAAUUUAAUACUCGUUUCAGGUGAUUGCUUUUCCAAUUUCUUUCAUCCUUUCAUUUCCAAUAUUUUACAUUAA
This is a messenger RNA of Naegleria fowleri, 2943 nucleotides long. RefSeq lists its product as uncharacterized. Lineage: Eukaryota; Heterolobosea; Eutetramitea; Acrasida; Naegleriidae. The record is from RefSeq and is a predicted model, not a curated record. The coding region runs from base 1 to 2943 and encodes 980 amino acids. The transcript is spliced from 2 exons.